GCCGCGUCCAGGGCGGGGCCUGGGCCGUCCCGCCCGCGCCCUUCGGCCGCGAGCCGGCGGCGGGGACACGAUGGCCCGACCCCGCGUGCGGCUGGUGGUCACGGCGGACGACUUUGGCUACUGCCCGAGGCGCGACGAGGGCAUCGUAGAAGCCUUCCUAGCGGGGGCUGUGACCAGCGUGUCCCUGCUGGUGAACGGCGCAGCGGCCGAGAGCGCGGCUGAGCUGGCCCGCAGGCACAGAAUCCCCACGGGCCUCCACGCCAACCUAUCCGAGGGCCUUCCAGUGGGCCCGGCUCGCCAUGGCGUUUCGUCGCUGCUCGGCCCCGAAGGCUUCUUUCUCGGCAAGAUGGGAUUCCGAAAGGCGGUGGCGGCUGGAGACGUGGUCUUGACGCAGGUGCGGGAAGAGCUGGAGGCCCAGUUGAGCCGCUUCCGGGAAUUACUGGGCAGGGACCCUACUCACGUGGACGGGCACCAGCAUGUGCACGUGCUCCCAGGUGUGUGCCAAGUGUUCGCUGAGGCGCUGCAGACCUGCGGGGUGAGCUUCACGAGGCUGCCGCUGGAGCGCGGAGUGGGAGGCUGCGCCUGGCUCGAGGCCCCAGCGCGUUCUUUCGCCAGCGCCGUGGAGCGAGAUGCCCGGGCUGCCAUGGGCCCAUUCGCCCACCAUGGCUUGCGGUGGACCGAUGCCUUCGUGGGCCUGAGCACCUGUGGCCGGCACAUGUCUGCUCACCGGGUGUCAGGGGCGCUGGCUCGAGCCCUGGAAGGUAUACCUAUGAGCCAUGCCCCCACAGCCGAGCUGAUGACGCACCCUGGCUACCCGAGUGUGCCUCCUGCUGGGGGCUGCGGGGAGGGUCCUGACGCCUUUUCCUGCUCUUGGGAGCGGCUGCACGAGCUGCGCGUCCUCACAGCGCCGGCGCUGCGGGCCCAGCUUGCCAAGGACGGGGUGGAGCUCUGUGCCCUCGACAACCUAGACUCCAAGAGGCCCCAAGAGGAGACCCCUGGUGAAGCCAUUCUGGAAACGUUUCUGGAGCCCUCCCCACCAUGACCGUGGCAGACAGCCAAGCAUUAAUGUCUCUUUGUGCCCAGGAAGGGAACCAGGUCCCAGAGCAGUCUCUGAGACUUCCCUGGAUGCUGCCACCUCUGUGUCCAGGUCCUCAGGCUAAGAGUGGUGGCAGAACUUCCAAGAGCCCUCAGGCUGCCACUGGGCCUGGGGCCUGCCAAGAGCUGGGGGCCUUGUAAGCAUCUUCCCUGUUUGGGUGAACUGGGCAGAGAUAGGUAUGUUAAUAAAGUAAGAUGUGUCUUGGAAA
Messenger RNA from Camelus dromedarius (Arabian camel), 1304 nucleotides. It is a transcript of the gene YDJC, whose product is annotated as YdjC chitooligosaccharide deacetylase homolog. The coding region runs from base 71 to 1042 and encodes 323 amino acids. Gene Ontology annotation, biological process: carbohydrate metabolic process. The transcript is spliced from 5 exons. The record is from RefSeq and is a predicted model, not a curated record. Gene Ontology annotation, molecular function: deacetylase activity. Lineage: Eukaryota; Metazoa; Chordata; Mammalia; Artiodactyla; Camelidae.